ACAUUAAUACAAAUAUAGAAUGUGGUUAGAAAUUUUAAAACAACACUAAAAAGUUUGGGUUUCAUUAUAUAGAGAGUUUACCAAAAUUUAAUAGUUUGUAGGGGUUGUUAAUGAUUAGAUUAGAAGGAUGUGUUAAAAAAAAAGAUUUACUUAAGACGAGAUUUACAAAUUGGGUAAGAUUCCUGGAGAGCCUAAACCAGAUCUGUACAAAGACCAAAGGUCAAGAUGCCAACCAUCCCUCAUUUCUAUGAACACAAUGUAUAGAUAAAAACAAUCGUUUGUAUUGUGAAAAUACUAUUUUGUAGCAGCUUCUGUGACUUUGGUUGGAUUGUUGGAUGCACGAACUAGACCCCAUCUGAACUUCGUCAUUUGGAUUUUAAUUAGUUUCGACCUAUCGGGUUUAUCAAUAAUAUUCUCACUCAGCUGGUUGUUUAAUUUACACAUUUGUUAAUUAGUUAAAGUGAUGACAAGCCUUGAGUCAAUUAUUAUUUUUGCUUUUAUAUAAACAAUACGUAUAGAUUCUUACUUUUUUUGGUAAAAGUAUAGAUAUAGAUUCUUACUUGCACGUAUUUCUUGAAAAAACCUUGUUUGGAUCUAUUUUAUUGUAUACCAGGCUAGUUUGGGAAGUUUGGCCCUACGACUUAUCACGAUCAGCUAAACUCAGACUUGAAUAGUUCAUCAUUUACUACUUCAAUGGAAAUGAAUUUAUUUUGUCAGAUUUUAUUAUGUCUUAAUACAUGGAUUCUAUAUAAUAAAGAAAAUUUCGGUGGUUUGUUUUUGUCAACAAAAAGAUUUAGCUGAUAAAACGUCAAGUGCUGAUUGGUUUCUGGUAAUAAAUAUAACUUUCUUAUAUUAAGCUAACAAAAAGUUUAAUAAAUAUAUGGUCUCUUUCAAUGUAGUUUAUAUACAUUAUUACGAGAGAACAAUUAAGACAAGCAUUAGACUCUAAUCUCUUUCAUUUACUUCUCCAUGACUCCAUCAAUGGCUGUUACAUCCAAAUCAAUUACUCUCUACAUUAUCACUCACUUAUGCCUAGUUUCUUGGGUGUUAAGUCAACAACAAGAAACCGAGUUUCUUCACCAUGGAUUCUUAAAAGCCAAUAUACUAAACUACGGAUCCACAAAGAUCCUUCCAAGUGGUAUCUUGGAGCUAACAAACACCUCAAGGAGGCAAAUGGGUCAAGCCUUCCAUGGCUUCCCCAUACCAUUCACCAACCCUAACUCAUCAAACCCCUUUUCUUUCUCCACAAGUUUCGUUUUCUCAAUCAACGCACCAGGUCAUGGCCUAACCUUCAUGAUCUCUCCCUCCAUGGACUUCACCAGAGCCAUGGCGAGCCAGUUUCUCGGUCUCUUCAACGCUUCAAACAACGGGAACUCAACUAAUAGAAUCCUCGCGGUGGAGUUUGACACGGUGAAGUCAAACGAGUUUCUUGACAUCGACGGUAACCACGUGGGGAUCGACGUCAACGGUUUGGUCUCAGUUGAAUCUGCACCAGCUGCGUUUUUCUCAAACCGGCAUAGCAAGAAUAUAACCUUGAAGCUUUCUAGCAAAGAUCCGAUACGGGCUUGGAUCGAAUACGAUGGAGAGGAGAUGGUUCUCAACGUCACAUUGGCUCCUCUCGACAUUUCUAAACCUAAGCUUCCUCUUAUGUCAAGAAAGAUGAAUCUUACAGAGAUUUUUAACGACAAGAUGUUUGUCGGAUUCUCAGCAUCCACGGGAAACAUGACGAGUAAUCAUUAUGUUCUUGGAUGGAGCUUUAGUAGAGAAGGCAAAGCAAAAGAGUUUGAUCUCACUCUACUUCCUUCAGUUUCAGCUCCGUCGCCAUCUGAGUUAGAUGACUUUGAUCUUAUUUCAGAUACUCCUUCGGAUUCAGCAACUGCAAACGCUAAGGGCACCAAACUGAUCAUAAUCUGUAAACUUGUAAUAAUGUUCUUUAUGAUGUGAUUGAACUCUAUAAAUGUAUUACUUUCUUGAUUUUAUUAGAGAAAAAUAAAUAAAAUGUUGGAUACAUAUGCAUAGCUACAUUUAGAAAUGUUUCAUUCAAGUAUUCCCUUUGUUAUUACAUUGAUAGAUCUGCUGACGCAUCAGUUCCUUGCUUUCCAAGACAAAGUUUAAGAUGCACAAAAGAAAAAGAAAAAAAAAGACAAAA
Molecule: messenger RNA, 2149 nt
Organism: Brassica napus (rape)
Lineage: Eukaryota; Viridiplantae; Streptophyta; Magnoliopsida; Brassicales; Brassicaceae
Product: probable inactive L-type lectin-domain containing receptor kinase III.1
Exons: 1
Coding region: 970-1944 (324 amino acids)
Molecular function (GO): carbohydrate binding
Source: RefSeq, a predicted model, not a curated record